Messenger RNA from Leishmania mexicana MHOM/GT/2001/U1103, 894 nucleotides. RefSeq lists its product as uncharacterized. Gene Ontology annotation, biological process: lipid metabolic process. The annotation marks the transcript as partial. Lineage: Eukaryota; Euglenozoa; Kinetoplastea; Trypanosomatida; Trypanosomatidae. The record is from RefSeq and is a predicted model, not a curated record. The transcript has a single exon.
UGGGAGCGCGUGACCGUUUGCCCUCGUAGGGGAGGGGCUGUAGGCGCGCGCAUGGCGAGUCGUGUGUUGGAGCCGCGACACAGCACCCUCUUCUCUGCGUGCGGCGCGCUUGUGUUGUUGAUGGGGGGCAACUUCAGGACGCUGCGGCUCGCGAUGAGGCUUGCGGUGUACGCUGUGAUCGGCUACCUGACGUACCAGAGGUGCAUGCUGCACGUUGCGGGUGGCCCGUCGUGGGUGCUGGCGCGCGCGCUCGGCGUGCACCUCGUGGACUGCGCGGUGCUCGGCGCGUGGCUGUGGUACCUCCCGCUGUACUCGGGCAAGCCGUACCACACAGGGUCGCAGCGCAGCCUGCGCUUCACGGAGCUCGCGCGCAACUACCUGUUUGCCGACGCGGUGAAGUACUUCAACUUUCGCGUGAUUGUGGACGACCCCGCCGUGCAGAUGCGGGACGACACGUCGCAGUACCUGUUCUCCUUCCACCCCCACGGCGUGUUCCCCGGCACGGCGCUGUUUGCGUCUCUGACGGCGGAGUGGGCCCUCAAGGUCGGCGUCAACGCGCAGCGCUAUGUGUCGACGCAUGUCGCGAGCAUUGUUUUCAACGUGCCGCUGCUGCGGGACUUCAACCUGCGCCUCGGUGCGCUGUCAGUGAGCCGGCGCUCUGUGGAGGCGAGCCUGAAGCGCGGCAACAGCGUCCUUAUCGUGACGGGUGGCCAGGCGGAGAUGCUGCGCACGCAGGUCAGCUCGGCGAGGAUGAUCCUGAUCACGCAGCACACUGGUUUCAUACGGCUGGCCAUCGCAUCACGGGUGCCGCUGGUGCCGCUGCUGUGCUUUGCGGAGAACAACGUGCUGGGGAUGCUCCAGUUUCCGCGCAUCCAGCGCCUCUCGCUCAGGCUC